Messenger RNA from Pimephales promelas (fathead minnow), 1497 nucleotides. It is a transcript of the gene nkx2.2b, whose product is annotated as NK2 homeobox 2b. Lineage: Eukaryota; Metazoa; Chordata; Actinopteri; Cypriniformes; Leuciscidae. Gene Ontology annotation, cellular component: nucleus. Gene Ontology annotation, molecular function: RNA polymerase II cis-regulatory region sequence-specific DNA binding; DNA-binding transcription factor activity, RNA polymerase II-specific. Gene Ontology annotation, biological process: cell differentiation; regulation of transcription by RNA polymerase II. The record is from RefSeq and is a predicted model, not a curated record.
GGGUCUCUCUCCCAUUUUAGUCGUGUCACCUCAUCCCACUCAUGCAUUUCUGGUGUUCCGCUGACGGAAGCUCAACUCACUGUUUCACACUUGACUCCAGAGAUCCGCCCUCGAUCGUCAAGGCCUUUUUGGGACGCUUUUCCGCAGGUCCAACACUCACCUGCGACCUUAAAUGGACCAGACUAAUGGAUUGGUUGGGUCAAGCACUGCAUAGCAUCCGAGGAGCAUCUGUGAUCUGAGCCUGGAUCCGUGUGCACGCGCGCUGUCCAAUCCCACGGAUCUGCAUUUACAACUCAGCACCAGCACGCUGUUUGGAUAGACUUCACGGUCACUGUAUGUUGGAUUGGAAAAUGUCCCUAAGGAAUUGCAAGGCAGGGUUCUCUGUCCGUGAUAUUUUAGACCUCCCGGAGACGAGUGACGAAGGAUCCGUGACUGAAGACACUGAAGAUGAGGCUGAUGAAGGACUCUCUGGAAAGCAGCAGCACGCGUCCUCCACUGAUGCGCUUUGGCCCGGAUCUCCAUGUGGCCACACAUAUCCAAGUACGUUGCCAUCAGCAUCUCCAGGGGACUUGAAUCCCGAACUGUCCACGGAUGAGUCUGUGGAUCGGGAUAGGGAGAGUUCGGAGGACUCGGGGAAAAAGCGCAAACGGAGAAUCCUCUUUUCAAAGACGCAAACGUUUGAGUUGGAGAGACGCUUCAGGCAACAGAGAUACUUAUCCGCCCCUGAGCGAGAACAUCUCGCCAAGCUCUUACAUUUGACUCCGACGCAAGUGAAGAUUUGGUUCCAGAACCACCGGUAUAAAGUGAAGAGAGCCCGGGCUGAGAAAGGGACGGACCCGUAUCUGCUCUCUCCUCCACGGCGCGUUUCUUUCCCGGUCCUGGUGAGGGACGGAAGAGCGUGUCCUCUGGACAUCACUACAGCGGCACCCUAUGCUUUUAAUAUCAAGCAGUUCCCCCAGAUUCAUCACAGUCAUAACAUCUGCAUGACACAUCUGACACCUGUCAGUCAUCUGGGUCACAUGCAGCCCUGGUCCUGGUGAAGAGAUCGAGACAGCUUUUACGCGGCGGAACUUUCAACAAAUAAAGUUGUUUUAGGCACAUUUUCCAUCAUUAAUUAUAUUUCUACAAUGUGGAAAUAUAUUUUUAAAUGAGUUUUAAUGUUUUCUCCCCGUUUUAUAUUCGAUGAAACAGAAAUAGCAUAAUGUGACUUCGUCGUCAUCAUCAUCAUCGUCACCAUCUCGUGCUGUUUGUAGAUAUAUUUAUGCUGGAAAUUUUACAUUGUGUUGAUCAGUAAAUGUCAUUUAUUCAACAAUCCAAAAUGUUACUUUUCGUUAAAUUUAGAAAGAGCACGAUAAGUAGCCUACUGACAAUUUAAUAACGUUUAAGAAAUUAAUUGGGAAUAGUUAUGGAGAUUUUUUUCCCUGUUGUUUUCUAUUUUGUUUUUAUACUGAAAUUAUUCUGACUAACCUGUAAUAAACUUAAUAAAAAAAAUUUCCU